AUGCUCUGCAGCUCUAGUGCCAGUAGAGUCAUCUAUCAACCCAACGAAUCGCUCACUCGUCAGAAUCCCAAUGGACUAUGGUCCUUCGGCUUUGUACAGCCUGACAAUCAUCUUUCAUUUGAGUUGUACAAAGACUAUAUACCAAGCGUCUAUGGCCGCUUUCCAUAUUAUGAUGCAUUCCCAGGGAUGGCUGGUGUGGCAGCUUAUGGCAAUGUUUUUUCGAGCGAAUUUAACCGUAUGGGUGUUGUUUUUCACAAUACGAACAAGGAUAAAUUCGCCAAAUAUGGCUUAGACGAAUACAACUUGGCGCCGGGUCAACUUCUCUUUCAUCCAGGUCCGAAUAAUACUAGAGCAUGCAUUCGCUUCACUGUUCCAUCAGCAGAUACUUACCAUAUUGAUGCUGUUUUCUUCACCACAGCUGGACCAGAAAUUCCAGGACCUUCAACGGAUAUUCAUCUUUCCGUCAACAACGUCGAGUUACGUUCGCUAUGGCUCAAACGAAACAUCGGCCGAUUCGCGUUCGAUAAUAUUUACUUGAACGAAGGCGACUAUCUACAAUUCGAAAUUGGAUAUGGAGAGGACAAGAACUACCUUUACGACGGCGUUCAGUUGAAUAUAACAAUCACAGCGGAUACUAAUUAG
Molecule: messenger RNA, 642 nt
Organism: Adineta steineri
Lineage: Eukaryota; Metazoa; Rotifera; Eurotatoria; Adinetida; Adinetidae
Source: the annotation of a GenBank genome assembly